CCCACCCAAACAAAAAGCUCGAACACCCUCCCAGACACAUCUCUGUCUCCCGGCCAGCUGAUCCACCGUCAGUCACCCGGAAUUAUUACGAGAAAAACCGAACUUCCGUUAACCGGCUCCCUUCUCUUUCUCUACCGUUCAUUCCCCCGCCCCCCCGCCCCCCCCCCCCCCCCCGACCGGGCGGCUCGUCACUUCACCUCCCCGUUGCGCAACCGAAACCGGGUUAGCUAACUGCCGCUUUCAGAACCCAAACGGCAGCAGCCGGAGAGAUGACAAGCGGUUUGUCGGUCAAACGGGUCUGACCGCCUCGGGUCGGAUCGGAUACACUCGGCUCGGCUCGUGCUCGGCAUGUCGAGGGAUAUUUGUUGACUCAAGCGAGCCACCAGUUACCAUGAGUGCAAUGCGUGUGGACGCCAAAGUGGUGAUGCUGGGAAAGGAGAGCGUGGGGAAGACCAGCCUGGUGGAGAGAUACGUUCAUCAUCGCUUCUUGGUCGGCCCCUACCAGAAUACUAUCGGUGCUGCUUUUGUUGCCAAACCAAUCCAGGUGGGAGAGAAAGUGAUCACCCUGGGAAUAUGGGACACGGCUGGAUCGGAGCGCUACGAAGCCAUGAGCAGAAUCUACUACAGAGGAGCCCGGGCUGCCCUAGUCUGCUACGACAUGACUGACAGCAGCAGCUUCCAGCGAGCUCGGUUCUGGGUGAAGGAGCUGCAGAACUGCGAGGAACACUGUAAGAUCUACUUGUGCGGCACAAAGAGCGACGUGAUUGAGGGAGAUCGAAGCCAGCGGCAAAUCGACCACCACGACGCUCAGGACUUUGCUGACGAGAUUGGUGCGCUGCAUUUUGAGACCUCCAGUAAAACAGGAAAUAACGUGGAUGAGUUGUUCCAGAAAGUUGCUGAGGAUUACAACACUACUGCCUUCCAGUAUAUGACGGCAGAGGAAACGGGAGUGGACUUGGGCCAGAAGAAAGACUCAUAUUUCUACUCCUGUUGCCAUAACAACUAGUGCCGAGCAACAGGAAGGGAUACGGAAGGGGGUCGCCUUCCCUCGGACGGAGUAAAAACGUGGAUAUGCUGGCUGGAUGUCUCUGGAGCUGGAAUCCAAAUCGCAGGAAAAGUAAAAGUAAAAAUCAAGCGGUUUCUGUUAAACACUUGUUAGAUAGGUUUAUUUAUUUUGUGCCAUAAAGAACGGACGGCUGCAAGACUUUAUGGAAGAGGAUCUACUGCUGCUGUGGCUGUUGCUGGGUGGGAGAGGGAUUUAAAAAAACAAACAAACCCCCCCCCCCACUUCCUUUCCCCUCAGUUUUGUCCCUUUUUUGUUUUUUCUUCUGUAGCUUCUUGAACGGGACCGUGGAAGUAAACGUCUCUCUAAAGCGGUGGUGUUCAUCAAUCUGAAGUUGGACUGGCAGAGAGAACUUGAUUGUUUUUAGCAAGAAGUGCGUCAGGAGGGCGAAUGGUUUGUUUACAGCGGUUCAUUUUUUGUUUCCUCUCAUCGUCAUCUUCGAUGAAGACAAGUCGGCUAUAAAAAAAAGGAAAAGAAAAGAAAUCUAAACACUUUAUGUGCCCCAUCAUACUUACUUAAAAUGAAUUAUUCUUUUGCAAAUCUGGUAUAACUCGUGAAUUAAUUGAUACCAAUGAGCCUUAUAAAAAGGCCUUAAUACCCCCGCAGUCUUCAGUGUUUACAAAGACAUUAUGGAUGGAUUAGGAGAGCUGGAUAGGGCGCUGCCACGCCGAUGGUGGUCAUAUGUGGUACUGCACUUUAUUUAACAAAAUUCCUGGGCAAUCCUAAAAGCAAUUUUUUUUUUUUUUUCUUUUUUUUUUGGGCUUAUGCGCCGAGUGAGCGACUUUCCUUCAAAUGACUCCAGUUCUUAUAAUACAUCCGUAGUGACGGCACGGACCACACGUUUCUGGUACGUUUGCAGCAUCGGCUCCGAUUCUGAUUUGAAGGCGACUAAAAACGCCAACGUCUCUAAUUCAAUUGCAUGGCCUGAGCUCACUGAAAGACAACUAUAAAAAGGGACAUUUAAACUCUCUAAAUGAUCCAUUUUGUCAUUUCAAAUGCAAAAGUACACAUGUGGAAUUGUGGCCGUCAAUUUGUUUUCUUGCAGUCCUCUUGUGGCAGUGACAUGAUCCUCCGAAGCUCUGAAUGGUUUUAAGAAACGCUUCUUCAGGAAGAUGAUCACAUUUCUCUUCCGCUGUGGUGAGGAACUGCAUAUUUCACCAAAACCUUGUGGGCAAAUGUUGUAACGUGGCUCAAACUGUCAUCUCAAUGUCCUCAGCACAAUAUUUACAGCUGUAACACUCUUAAUUUAUUGCCUUAUUUUUAAGGAAGACGUGGGGAAAUAAAUUGACACGAUAUCGGUUUCCUCGAUGUUGCUGCUUUGAUGUGUUGACGUUUCGUGUGUUGAUAUUUUGAUGCACAAUAUUUUAUAUUGAGGGCUGUUCAAGACAGACCGGUGUCGAGUACAAAUAUGUUCUGUGAAAUUAAAAGCUUGUUAAAUUAA
Messenger RNA from Cyclopterus lumpus (lumpfish), 2504 nucleotides. It is a transcript of the gene rab24, whose product is annotated as RAB24, member RAS oncogene family. The transcript is spliced from 9 exons. Lineage: Eukaryota; Metazoa; Chordata; Actinopteri; Perciformes; Cyclopteridae. The record is from RefSeq and is a predicted model, not a curated record. Bases 392 to 1006 code for a protein of 204 amino acids. Gene Ontology annotation, molecular function: GTPase activity; GTP binding.